Molecule: messenger RNA, 1575 nt
Organism: Mucor mucedo
Lineage: Eukaryota; Fungi; Mucoromycota; Mucoromycetes; Mucorales; Mucoraceae
Exons: 9
Coding region: 1-1575 (524 amino acids)
Source: RefSeq, a predicted model, not a curated record
AUGAAGUUCUCUAGUAUCAUAUUUGCUACCGCUUUGCUUGUUAUCUCAUCGGUCAAUGCUCUUGAUUGCUCUCCUGAAAACACCGAAAUCUAUUCCGAAGAACUGGAUUACUCAUCUACACUCCAAGACAUGAUUGAUGAAGCAAGUAGAACAAAAAAACCUGUGGUUUAUCUCAAUCCUGGCCUCUUCACUCUUGAUCCUGUAAAGCCAAUCGUUCUUAGAAAGGGAGUCUCGUUAAAGGGGGAUCCGUAUCAACCAAGUAUUCUCAGCGUGAAAGAUAAAAAUACCACUGGUACAAUUGAAGUUUACCAGGACAAUCAAGCCUGGGCAAUUCAAGACAUUGUUUUUGAAAAUGUUAAUAUUCAGGUGCAGGAAAACACAAAUGAAGAUGAAACUGCAAUUCUUGGUAAUUUAUUUUUUAAUGGACAACGUGGUUCAAUUAUUGCAAGAUACGGUGAAAAACUAUACAUUGAUGGAAAUGUUUUUUUGCGUGAUGAGGCUCAUGCCGGUCACUAUACGUUACCUACUUACAAUACAACAAAUACUGGUGUUUUGCUCCAGACUCAGAAGAACACUGUUGUCUCAAACAAUAUAUUUGGAAUGGAUCUCCGUAAAAUGGAAAAUUUAGUUCCUUAUGUUAGCCAGCAAUUACGAGCGCCUUUAAGAAAUCUUAAAUUUAUUCAUGAAUGUCUUAAACGUAAUUUAGAUGACGAACAGGGCUAUCUCGCAUCUGGUCUUCAACUUUAUGCAACCAAUGAUAUCACGAUCAAAGAGAACAUUCUGAAUGCAACAUUCCCUGACACAAAACCUAUUUCUCAAGAUCACGCUAUCAGUGUAGUUGGCUCCAACCAAACUUAUAUUACUGAAAAUUUUAUUGCGGGGUGGCAGAUUGCAGAUUUUGGUGGCGCCGUCCGAUUUACUUCUGCUGUGGAUGGCUAUGUUAUUUCAAAUUAUCUUGCUAACACUGGCGUUAUGAUGUAUGCUGCUGUUCAUGCAGACUAUAAACAGGUCAGUAAUAUUGUUGUUCACAAGAAUUUUCUGUAUCGAUUCCUUGGUAAAGAGGUAGCUGUACCUGAAGAGUUGGACGGUUGGCUUUAUGAGGGUGUGACAUUCUUUGAUUUUUAUACCGCUCGCCUCAACUACACUAUCCGCCCACCUAUCUGGAAUAGCAGUGUUCCUAUCUCUCCUUGGGGUUGGCAUAUCGUUGUCUCUGAUAACAAGUUCGGUGCCAGUAAAGGUGUCGAUCCCAACGUUAUAAGCUUAGGUAAUUUGGACCCUACUGAGGGCUAUUUUGAUCGCAAAAACUGCUAUGUCACUGAGCCUCUUGUUGCGGGAUCUAAGAACGCAGAAGUUGUCCCAUUACUUUGGCGCCAAACUUAUGAACAAGGCAAGUUUAGUAAGAAUGGUGGAAAAAUUCCCAUGAAAUUGGUGCAUCAUACAGAUGAUGAUUUGAAUGAUCAAAUUCCUGCUCAGUUACGUAACCUACAAAUUCCUGAGUUCUGGAAAGCUUUUACGCUUAAAAAUGAUACUAUUCCCAUGCUUUCUCCAGAUACUCCAUGUUACAAAUCGUCUUAA